Molecule: messenger RNA, 3808 nt
Organism: Daldinia loculata
Lineage: Eukaryota; Fungi; Ascomycota; Sordariomycetes; Xylariales; Hypoxylaceae
Exons: 1
Coding region: 524-3592 (1022 amino acids)
Cellular component (GO): NuA4 histone acetyltransferase complex
Molecular function (GO): protein binding
Source: RefSeq, a predicted model, not a curated record
CUUAGGUACCUACAUAGGUAGGUUAGUUCCGUAGACUGUAGUAAGUAAGGUAAGAAUGCACGGACCAUAUGCACUAACAGGAACGUUUGGACCUACGAACCCCCCCCAGAUUCCGCAUCCCAACCCGCUCCAACAAUCAAUCUGGCAACAUUCGCCGAUCCAUCACACGAAUCAUAUACCACCGUAGCCUGCGACCUUGCGGAUUACUGAAUAUACUUAUUUUAAUCACGUGAUCCAUUGCCAACGACAAGGAACCGUGAAAAAUAUUCAUCGCGAAUAGCCUCAUCUAAAACCGGCCUUAAUAGUCGCCGUUCCGCCAUUAAAGUGGUCGGGGUGGUCUUAACGGACUUCUACGACCCUUGUGAACUCUUAUCGUACGCGUCAUAACCGUGUUUUCCCCGCCGGAGCCGCUUAACAAAGGUGUAUUUAGGCUUGCUGACCGUGACACUAGAUCGUGGCGCCGAUUCAUCUUUUACAGCGACGCGACGGUCCCCUCGACCCCGGCCGAGGUGGAUUCUGGGGCAUGAAUCAGAACCCGCCCGCAUAUACCUCCCUCGAAGCAUUUGCUUUAUUCCAAGAGCUCAACAGAAACUUUCAGAACGGCCUGGUUAUCGGUACCUUCAGUCGCGUCUCCGAGACCCUCAAGAGAACACCCUUGAUAUUUGAACAGGACGACUUUGAUGCCGACCGACUAAGCCCUGAAUCCCUUCAGAGCUUUGCCCUACAGCUACUUAGAGAGGAGCGGAAAGAGGACAGGAGACGGGAGGCCGAAGCCGCUGCAGAGAAGAACAAUGCCGGACUGUCACCAAACUCCAGAAAAAGAAAGCUUCAAAGUCCCCCUUUGUCUACUUUUCAGGAAGCCCUAGAGCAGACAGAUAAGCUCCCGAUCCUGGUGGAGAAGCUCUAUAUACGAUUUCGGGAUAAUCUAAUUAGGGAGAUCAGAGAGGACGAAAGACGGUUCGACGAGCUUCAACGAGAGCUUGCUGAGAUCGAAAGGGGAGAAUGGGAUAAUAGGCUUGUUCAGGAGCAACGUACGGAACCACCGGCGAGUAACGGGUUCCCAGGUGUCAACGAUCCAUUACCUGCGAGACCGGAAGGCCAAGUAGCACCGACGCCAACGCCGAUACCACCAGUACAGAUACAGGCACACACGCCGACGCCAAUACCAGUACAAGCACCGACACUACCGCCAGCGUCAACGUUAACGGCAGUAUCAACACCAGUUCCGGCUCCUCCCCAGACCCAGGAUCACGGUAGGAAAACUGAGCCGCCGCAUACUCCUCAGCCGCCCCAGGAGAGAAAAGCCGUACACUCAAUUCCUCCAUCGCUACCUCCACCUGCUCGUCCUCCCAGUGAAGCACGCCAUAUUGCCCCUGAUAAUAGGCCACAAGAACUAGGGCGUCCAAUAAGUAAUGCAACACCAGUUUUACAGCAUCCACGGACCGUUCAAGGGUAUCCCGCACGUUCAGGUUCUGCCACGCCUCAGCCACCCGUCGUUGAUGGCCUUCAACGACCUGAAGGUGUCCCCAAAGGUCGAAGCCCUGCACCUAUACAAACUAAUCAACCCCAACCCCAACCCCAUACUCCUACCCCUACUCCCGCGCCUGCUUUAAAAUGGGAGCCUCCAUAUCAGCCUCCCCACCAGUCUUCUCCUCAACCUCCAUUUCCACCUUCUUAUCAACCGCCGCCGCCGCCGCUACAACAUCAGCCGACCCACCAGACUCCUAUUCCGUCUCCUCGACUCCCCUACAGUACGGGAGUCACCAGGCCUCCGACAUAUCCUCAGACCCCAACCAGCCUCCCUCAGCUACCCCAGAAUUAUGCAGGCGGUAGGCAGACUCCGGGACAGUACGGCCAAGCGCCUCGACCCUCAACACAAGGAUCUGCGCCAGCAUCUCCAUCGGUGCUUUUACCACCGCAAAGUGCGGGCCAGAUACCACCAUCUCUUCAAUCACUACCUUUAAACGCAACUCCAGACGGCGCAGGGCAACAGUUACCGCAGCGGCGUCCAGCUUCAAUCCCUACGGUAAGCUCGCCGGGUUCCAAUAUAGGACCCGGUCCUUUCGCCCAGCAUCAAAGUUCGCAUGUGCCGACUCAAACACCUGUUCGACCACCUGCUGCGUUAUCAGAGCCACACCUAGCUGCAAGCCCCCCCAAACCUCCCGUGCCGCCAACACAAUGGUCUCCGGCACCCGGUCCGGCCCGGCCUUCAUAUCCUCCGCAGACUCCCGUCCAAGCACCCCUAGCGCCACCGACAUCUCAACAGGGCCAAUCAGCUUCCAAAUCAUAUAGCUCACCAUAUAAUCAACAAGCGCAGCAAGCUCAGCAAGCCGGUACUAUUGAUUCUACUCAACGCCCACAAGUACCUCCACUACAAACCCCGGUGGCGAUACCUCAGCCUACGCGUCCACUGUCGGCGAGCCAAGAGCAUACACCAGUAGCCGUUUCUCCUCAUAUUAUAAGAGGACAUGGAACUAAGUGGAUAUCAAUCCCUACGCCUGCAACACCGCGUGUAGAUGACGUGACCGGUUAUUUUGAUAUCGAGAGUCCCGUCUACGAGCCAAUUAGCCCACGUCCUCAGUCGGCCCAGUUACCGAAGACUUCUCCUGAACAGAACGGGAAAAAGGAUAUAUCGAAGGCUCUACAAAAGCCCGAUGUAACGCCCAAUCGGCCUAGAGGUCGACCACGUGCCACGCAGAAACCCCCUUUAACGCAAUCAGAGGAGGCCCCAGCGGACCCAGAUCUCUCGGGAAGUAAUAUUAAGAACGAAGAGGCAACACCUCGGGCUCUCGAGGAUAUUGGACACGCGACUACAGCAGAUGAAAGUGUUGCUACCAGGGACCAGCCUGGCCCAAGCCAGUUGUCUAACAAACGGAAACGUCAAGAGAGUCCUCUGAAUCGGGCUACGCCAACACCGGCUACGCACGUUUUAUGGACACGUUCGUUCAAUAAGAUUAGCCAAUCUGCGUUGGAUCAAAUUAUCAGUCAUCGCCAUGCCAACAUGUUUGCGCAUCCCGUGAAACCAAAGACGGCGCCAGGGUAUUUCGAAAUUGUGCUCCGGCCGCAAGAUCUUAAAGGCAUCCAGAAGGCCAUCACUGCAGGGUCUAAAGCGGCAUCAAUAGCAGUGGCAACAAUGCCUGAUAUUGAUCCAAGUGCAACAAACGUCUGGCUUCCGAUGUCAGUGGAUCUAGUCCCACCGCGAGGCAUAAUAAAUAUCGCGCAGCUAGAGAGAGAGUUGGUUCACAUGUUUGCGAAUGCUAUCAUGUACAACCCGGACCCCUAUCGUGGCUUCGGGCCUUCUUUCCUGAAAUCGAAUCGACGGGCUAGUCUAGAAGGUGACGGGGAAGACUACCGAGGCUACGAAGUAGAUGAGAAUGGGGUUGUAAAGGAUACUCGCAGUAUGUUUGGUGAGGUUGAGAAGUUAUUAAGCGAUCUCCGCAACGAGGUAGAGCGAAAUGCGCCUCCGCCGACGGGCGUGCCACCAUCUGCAAGCCGUAGCAUGAGCGUAGCCGGUGGGGAGAUGAACACAACUGAGGAUGAUGCAGAUGAGCCAGCAGGGGAUACCAGUAAAAGGCGAAGAAUUAGGGGCUAGUAGUAGCCUUAUAGCAAGUAUAAUGCUGAUCUGGGUGAGAUUAGCAAUCUAGCUAAUCGCCCAUCCUUGAAGGGCGAGUCCGUUUCAAUGUAGAUAUGCGCCGAGGUCAAGAUUUAAUUAUGACUUUGGUUAUGGACAAACCAUUUUAAGAAGCUUUUUGGAAUCUGAUGUAUGUGCAUUUUUGAAUAUUUUUAUAUAUGUAUAUACAUAUGACAG